This is a messenger RNA of Strongylocentrotus purpuratus (purple sea urchin), 636 nucleotides long. RefSeq lists its product as uncharacterized. The record is from RefSeq and is a predicted model, not a curated record. NCBI's taxonomy places the organism in Eukaryota, Metazoa, Echinodermata, Echinoidea, Camarodonta, Strongylocentrotidae. The coding region runs from base 147 to 593 and encodes 148 amino acids. The transcript has 3 exons.
UAUUGGAUGUGUACAUCCCAGAAUUGUCCCGGAAGCUCUUCGUCACCUACUAUAGCCCGACAGGUAAAAUCGGCGCCCUGUCUCUCGAUGACGAUCGCGUAGGAAAUUACACAGAUUUCGCCCUGGAUAUAUAUUACUGCAAAGCCAUGGUUGCUGAUGAUGCCAACAACUAUCUGUACUGGACCAGAAAAAAUGGCAUCGAUCGUAAGCAACUUGAUGGAACAGGAGAAACCGAAGAGGUGUACACAAAUCUUGCCUUCGCAAGCUUCUCUGGACUCACAUUCGACGCAGAAGGAGGUCGCAUCCUGUUCUGCGAUGGCAGUGGGAGAGGCCGUGCCUUCUAUCAGGACGUAUCCACGACCAGCGGGGAAAUCGGUCCUGCUGUCGAGCUGACACCUGGUCAAUCGGGGAUCUCCUUAACAUUCAAUCCGAAGGAUGUUGCCAUCUUGAAUGGGAAAGUCUAUUGGCUUGACGUACCAGCAAAACUUGGAAUCAUGACCCAUUACGAUAAUGUAGAAACACUCAGCUACACUGAGUAUAAUAUUACAGCUUUCGAAAGUGUCCGUCGUUUGUGCAUCGCAUACGUAAACUAACAAUUUACAGCCAUAACCUAAUCGGUUGCUUUAAAAAAUUGAG